Messenger RNA from Dermacentor silvarum, 3018 nucleotides. RefSeq names its product reticulon-3-B (gene Rtnl1). The transcript has 8 exons. The record is from RefSeq and is a predicted model, not a curated record. The coding region runs from base 186 to 1415 and encodes 409 amino acids. Lineage: Eukaryota; Metazoa; Arthropoda; Arachnida; Ixodida; Ixodidae.
UUCUCUCCGCAUCUCCGCGAAUGAGUCACACUCCACUGCGCGCCGCCGUUGUGUUUCCCGACUACGCUAGCAGACGACAUCACUCUGACGGGCCUUCUUUCUGCCAGUGCAGACGUCGUCGACGGCAUCUCCACAUAUAGGGCCCUCCCAUCACAUCCUCGCACAAAAGCUCUUCGUUCGCCGGUAUGGAUUUCUUGAGCAGCGACGCGGCGGCCAAAGACAGCGGUGACGAUUCUCCCAACCCGCAGAAGAAGCCUUUCGUUUCCGAAUCCGUGAAUGCCUUGAGCGAGGACCUCGCCCAGUUCGCCACCGGCAGUGCGCUGACUGAUGCGGCGCGGAGCGCCACUACGGCUUCCUCUGCAUCUCCCGGCGGCAGCGGCGACGCGAUAUCUACGACGACCAAAGAUAACCGCGAUCAGCUGGACCUCCUGUCAGAUUUCCAACCGAACGCCGCAAGCAGCCCCUUCGCUCCGGCCGACAGCAGCACGCCGUCGUACGCCGAGGACCUACUUCACGACGCAUUGCCGGCUAGCGCGCCGCUGUUGAAGCCCAGCGCCCCGCCAGCGCCCGACAAGGUCGCGGCGCCGUCAGCGGCGCCCGAUUUAGAACCUCGGCGCGAGCCGCAAAAUCUGCCACCACCCAAACAGACGACGCCGGAGCCGGAGUUGUUGCCCGUUACGGACGUUAAGCCUACGCUCCCGCCCGUCACUAAGCCUAAAGCCGCCGAAAUGCCGAGAGAAGCGACUUCGACCACGAGUUUCGCGAAGGAUAGGCCUUCGUGCUGCAUUUUUUCGCCGGGAUCCGGCUGGAGUCCAGCAUGUCUGCAUCCAUGCGUGGAGGAGCUGGUGUACUGGCGGCAGCCCAAGAAGAGCGGCCUGGUGUUCGGGCUGGUGCUGGCAGUGCUGUUGUCGCUGACCUGCUUCUCCCUGAUCAGCGUGGUGGCCUACCUUGCCCUGGGCUCCUUGAUGGUGGCCAUUGCCUUCCGCAUCUACCGCAACGUGCUCCAGGCGGUCCAGAAGUCCUCCGAGGGACAUCCCUUCAAGGAGUACCUGGAGAAGGACCUGUCGCUGCCUAAGGAGCGCGUGCACGAGACGGUUGACGUGGUCGUCAAGCAUGUUGAUGCAACAGUGGCUCGCCUGCGCAGCCUCUUCCUGGUCGAGGACCUUGUCGACUCACUAAAGCUUGCCCUCCUGUUCUGGGUGCUGACCUAUGUGGGAUCCUGGUUCAACGGAAUGACCCUCAUCAUUCUGGCCUACGUCUCUGCAUUCACGCUCCCCAAGGUCUACGAGACCUACAAGACGGAGAUCGACCAGUACGUGGGACUGGCCAGGACACAUGUGUGCAACGUGAUUGGCGCGAUCAAGUCCAAGAUCCCCAUGGGUGGCCAGGCAGCCCAGAGACCCAAGGAAGAGUGAAGGGGCUGUCCAGAUUCUCUUGUCCUCCAGACGCAACAGAUUCCAAGAUGUUCCAAGAGAGCUACCAGAGGAGAGGACUGUUAUUUUUUUUUUUUUUUUCAUUCUCCCCCCCACCUGAGCAGUUUCUUUUUUAAGCAAGAGUAGCUGCAUCUUGGAGCUCUGAUUGUGUUAGGGGUAGACGAAAUGCCCCACCUUUUUUUUUAUAUUUUUUUCCCCUUGUUUUUGUAACAAAAAAGGGUACAGCCCUCGAGAAGAUGUUUACGUAGUCCAGUUUCAUUUGCUUAACUUCUGUUGUCAAACUCUCUUUUCUCUUAUCGUUGGUGUGGCCGUGUAACGGUCGCAAAAGUGAGUUCUCCUGUUCCUUUUUACUUCUGUUUCUUUUUUGAUCUGUUGUUGUUUCUUGUUCUCAGAUGUCUUUUUUUCUCCGAGAGAAGUUGUUUACUGCACUCUGAAAUACUUCCCUUCACUCAUAUUUUUUUCUCGCUGUAGGUGUGUCUGACUUGUGGUUAUUUUACAGGCAUGUGAUGGCUCCGUUAUCGGUUUCUCUUGCCAGGCAUGUAGAGGACCAUCAUCAAUUGUAGCCAACAUCAAAUUUUUUUUAGCGUGCGUCCCGCCCGACGUAUUUUAGGGGUUAAAAAAAAAAAGUUUAAAAAUUGUUUUUGAUCGUGAGAGCAUCUGGGAAUGCAAGUCUGUUCUAUUCAAAUCUUGUAUGACAUACUUAAUGCAUAACACAUCUAGCUGAUACGGCUGAAAGAAAGCUUGUGCUCGAUGUUCUCUUUUGCAGAGUGCAUUUUUGUUGUUGCUGCUAACGUGUGAAUGCCGCACAAAAUGUGUCCCGUUUUCUUGAGAUGCUGUGAAGUCUGUACCUGCCUAGCUGCACUUAGUGCAGCAACCUCUCCACUCGUUUUCUUUGGGGGUCGAAUGAUGAAGGCUCGCGUCCAGUCUCAAAUUGCCGUUUCGGCAUUUGUCAAUGUCUGCCAUGUUAUCAAUGCAAACCGUUGCGCAAGGACGUGGAGAGGUUGCUCGCGUUGUCAACGGUUUCUUGUUUAAUCCUCUUUUUCUCCAAAUCGUAACCGACAUGCGUGCAUGUGUGCUGUUUCUUGGGCUUUUGCUAGCCCGGGAGGUCGUUCACCUUUUUUUGUUACAGUGUGUCUGUGUGUUGGCAGGGGUUGCUGAGGGGUUAAAAGAAGUUUUCAGUGGCAGGCUGCCAUAAUCCAACAUGACUGAUGAAACCGAUUAGCUGUGUGAUGUGUGUGUUGAAGCUUUGCAGCACUGUGUGUUGAUGUUGACGUUGCCAAGUGGAAUACUUGGGAGAUGUGGAGAGGAAAAAAAAAGUUGUAUUGAAGAAUGAAUUGACAUCUCCUUGCUUUUGAGUGUUUUUUCAUAAAACAAGGCUUUUUCUAAACCAGUGCAGUUAGCGAGACCUAUAUCUGGGCUGUUGUGACCCUCUUCACUCCGCCUGUUUGCAGCACAUAUUUAUUGCAUUGAGGACGUUGACCUGUGCACUUUUCUACAUUCGUGUUCAGGAGGUGUGGUUCCGUCGUCCAGUGUAGUAGUUUCGUUCUCCGUUGGAAACUACAAUAAAGCAUUCCCCUAGACCGCC